UGAACAGUGUAGAGACAAUGAUGGCGAACGUUUUGUAAAGUGACGCAAGCUAACGUUUUACGGCAUGCGUUUAUCUAUUUUUUCGAUACUAGCAGUUGUCGAUCAAUUAUUACCAUUAUCAUCAAACACAUGACCAGUUAGGGGAGUUGUCACACAUAUAUAAUAAGAAAUGGCCCGCGAGUUUGAUCAUCUUUUUAAACUGCUGAUUAUCGGUGACAGUGGUGUAGGAAAAAGCUGUCUCCUUCUCCGUUUUGCGGACAACACUUUCUCCGGUAGUUAUAUUACAACGAUCGGUGUGGAUUUCAAAAUAAGAACUUUAGAGAUAAAUGGUGAAAGAGUUAAACUUCAGAUAUGGGAUACAGCCGGGCAAGAGAGGUUUAGAACGAUCACGAGCACGUACUAUAGAGGGACUCACGGUGUCAUCGUGGUAUACGAUGUCACUAAUGGGGAGUCGUUUGCUAAUGUGAAGAGGUGGUUGCACGAGAUCGAACAAAAUUGUGAUGUCGUCAACAAAGUACUAGUUGGUAAUAAAAACGAUUGUCCAUCAAGAAAAGUAGUUGUGACGGAGGAUGCUCAAAGAUUUGCAAAUCAAAUGAACAUACCAUUGUUUGAGACGAGUGCUAAAGAAAACAUCAAUGUAGAGGAAAUGUUUCUAACUAUUACAAAAAUGGUUCUAAGGUCUAAGUUGGAAAUGAAGGAGAGACAAAAUGUAACAGCAAACGACACAGUAAACUUAAAGAAGAGCCACAAAGGGAAGAAAAAAUGUUGCCACUGACCUAAUGGUAUGGCAGUCGGGGAUGUCACUUAUAUAAUGCUCAAAUGUUGAGAGAAAGUUGCACAACCCUUGCAGGACUGGUACCUUGGCCAUAAACUGUUUAUUACCAAUGAAAUAGAACCCUUCUUCUGUUGAUGUAAGGUACAAAAGUGUAUUUUCACAUCUUAAUAGUCUUACAAUUAGUUGAAUUUUGUACCUUGUGUGUAAGUGAUCUCUAUUGAAUAUUAUCAUGGCAGUGUCGUUUUAAGUAUAACUGUCUGUUGAUAGCCCAUUGCUUUGUUGAGCCAAUGGCUUCUACAAUCCCAAAUGAGCAUUAUGAAUUAACUCCAAAAAUUAAAUUAGGCUAUUAUGGAUGCAUAGUUUAUGUGUAUAAUUGUAAUCUUAUAAUCAAAAUUUAUGUGAUGGUUUGAUGUAAGAUAUGGAUAUUGCUAGAUAUAAAUGUAUACCAUAACUCGUAUUUUUUUUUUUUAAAUGUGGAAUUGUAAGCUCUAUGACAUAACAUAUGUAUAUCUCUCGCAAUAAAAAAAAAAGUCUAAAUUAAAAUAGAUCAGAUGCUUGCUUAAGUGAAUUAAUGUUAAAAAAAUUUCAUUGAUAAAUAAUUACCAUUUUAUUUUUAUUAUCAAAUAAGAUACCUUUCUGUCAUCUCUAUGUGUGGUAGGGUCACUGGUCAUCACAGAUUCUAAUGACGAGAGUAGUAUUAUAUAAAUGUGUUUAUGUAAAAGUAUUAUAUUUUAUUAAUUAAUUAACAUAUAAUCUCUUAUGAUUUAUGAUGAAUUAAUACAUUUGCUGGAUUCUUUAUUGACUUGGUUAUCUUUUAUACAGAUAGCCAGUGUUCUUGAGGAAGAGCUAGAAAUUUCCAAAUGUAACAUGGAAUAUACUUUCUAAUAGAUAUAAAGGUAUUCAAAAUCAAUUAUAUUUGAUGCUGCAUUUUGGUAACGCAUUUUUAAAAAGUUCUGGACAUAGUUUUUUUUUUUUCUUUGUAGAAAACUGUUAGGUUUAUUUUGCAUUAUCAAUAUGGCUAGCAAUAUACAAUUUACACUGCUAUGUUAACACUCAAUUUAAUUACUGAACCAUAGUGUAAUACGAUAAUUUUGGGAACAUGCACUGUAUUCGAGUCGGAUAUAUGGUGUGUAUAAUAAAAUUUGUUCUGUUCAAGUAUGGUAACAUGUAGUAUGGAAUACCAAAAUAGUCUUAAUAUCGAGAUGAUGUUUAGAUAUAAAUUGAUUUUGUAUAUGUAAAUGUGUGUACUCAUUGAUAUGAAUUAAUAUGAUUAUUAUAAAAAUUUACAUCAUUCCGUUUAUUCUUGUACUCUAUUAUUAGGCUGGCUGUAGAGUUCAAUGUCAAAUUAUAUUUCAUAUAUUGAAAGUUUUCAAUUUCCAGCAAGUAUAAGCCGCCGGUCUAAUAGUACACAGCAUUUUGUUUGAUUUGGUACUCAUUUUAAUUUAUGUAUAUUGUUCUUAUGAGCAUUUUAAAAUGUAAAUAGAUGAUAUAUUUUGCCCAGAAUUAA
This is a messenger RNA of Danaus plexippus (monarch butterfly), 2282 nucleotides long. RefSeq names its product ras-related protein Rab-35 (gene Rab35). The coding region runs from base 170 to 775 and encodes 201 amino acids. Gene Ontology annotation, cellular component: endosome membrane; plasma membrane. Gene Ontology annotation, molecular function: GTPase activity; GTP binding. Lineage: Eukaryota; Metazoa; Arthropoda; Insecta; Lepidoptera; Nymphalidae. The transcript is spliced from 4 exons. Gene Ontology annotation, biological process: endocytic recycling. The record is from RefSeq and is a predicted model, not a curated record.